Messenger RNA from Portunus trituberculatus (swimming crab), 645 nucleotides. Its product is annotated as protein FAM32A-like. Gene Ontology annotation, cellular component: nucleolus. The coding region runs from base 91 to 444 and encodes 117 amino acids. The transcript is spliced from 3 exons. NCBI's taxonomy places the organism in Eukaryota, Metazoa, Arthropoda, Malacostraca, Decapoda, Portunidae. The record is from RefSeq and is a predicted model, not a curated record.
UGUCGCGAGUCAUCUCGCCAAGAAACCACAACAAAACAAGCAGUGAUUGACUUACUGUGUUACUUUCCUCCCUGAACGUGUUCCUUAGACAUGGCUGGAGACGAGUACUUUGCGUCCAAAGGCUCACUGAAGCUGAAGGGCGUGGCAGAUUCUGGAAUUAAAAAGAAGAAGAAGAAGAAGAAGGAAACAGAUAAAGAGAUGGCUGCCAGCAUACAACGCAACACUUCACCCAACUCCACCCCAGAAAAAGAGGCUCCUUAUGUUGUUGUCCGCAACUAUACUGAAGCAGAGCGCAGAUUUAUGGAAAGACAAAGAAAAAUGGAAGCUGAUAGAAUCCUGAAGAAGGCAAGCAAGACUCACAAAGAAAAAGUUGAGGACUUCAACAGACACCUGGACUCCCUCACAGAACACUUUGACAUCCCCAAGGUGUCCUGGACCAAGUAAAGCAUUCUCUGCAUUGGUUUGUGCAAAGCUGUGUGUGUUGUGAUCUACGAUAUUUGUAUAACAUAGCCCACUAUGAUUACCAAUGUGUUGUUGUUCAAGUAAAGAUAGAUAACGAGAUAAUCAUCAUGCCUAAAGCAAUGUUCAACUAUCACAUAUGAAUAAUGGUGUGCCGAACUUUUGAAUAAUACAUUUUCACACUGG